AUGUUUUGUUCAUUCCGUACAAGUCGAGAUAGUUCUUUUAGUGGUAAUGCUGAUCUUCCAGGGACUUUGACUCGAAAGCUAAUGUUUUUAAUGCGGGAUUUGUACACUGCUUAUGAUGGAACGGUGAGAAAUGCAUAUGGGAACCAGCUUGUUCAGUUCUCCUAUGAUAUUGAUAUGGACAAAUCAGAUAGCACCAGUACCUCAUAUGCCAAGAGUACUACUGCUUGUGAUGGUAUAGGUGGCCAACCUGUCGGCUCAUUGUCUGCUUGUGCCCUAUCUGAAGCUGCAUACAGUGCUUUAGAUCAACCAGUUAGUCUUCUUGAAACUUCUCCACUGCUAAAUCUGAAGAACAUCUUGGAAUGUGGUUCAAAGAAAAGUAGUGCUAAGCAAAACUAUGUCUCUAUUUUUAUUCCGAGAAGCUUGGAAGACGGAGGCAUGGAAAUUGUGAGGAAAAGGAGGCUGAAGGUGCAUUCCGUUGUUGAUUUCCCUUUAUGCAAGGUGCAAUUCAGCCAGACCCGAAUUAAAAGUUGUUCUUCGCAGUUUGCUGAUUACAAACAAACAUGCAAUGGAGAUGACGAUACAUUUUGCAUCACUGUCACUAUGCCUGAAAACUCCAAAAAUUCUUCUGAACAGCUGGAUAUAGCUCGAGACUUGGUGAUACCUUUCCUUCUUGGAACAGUUGUUAAAGGAUUCCUGGAGGUGAAAAAGGUGGAUAUUUUAUGGAAUGACCACCCCAGGGAAUCAAAAAAGAUUCAUGGUUCUUCUGGUGAACUCUACUUAAGGGUUUCUAUGUCGGGAAAGACUGGCAGGAGAAGGCUUUGGAGUAUGCUUAUGGAUAACUGUCUCCAGAUUAUGAAUUUGAUUGAUUGGUCACGAAGUCAUCCAGAUAAUGUCCAUGAUUAUUGCAUAGCAUAUGGAAUAGAUGCUGGGUGGAAAUAUUUUCUCAAUAGUCCUGGUGCUUGCUUUAUAAAAGCUGCCAAGGGUGGAGUUGUGGAUGAACUUCAUGGGAGUGUGGAAGCAUUGGCAUGGGGAAAUACUCCUCCUUCAGGGACUGGCAGACAGUUCGACAUAUUAUAUUCUAAGGAGGGACUCAAUCUAUCAAAGCCAUUGAAUCCUUACGACCUACUGGGCAGCCAAAUUAGUUCCAGUAGCAAGAAUGCAUUUGAAACGUCUAAAGCUUGGAACAAUACACUAGACAAAUGUGAUGUAACAUCUAUUGGGCUUGAGAAGUCAGAGAGCGUCUUCAAGUCAGUCAUAAGAAAGUAUUUGACUAUCAACGAUAUUCAGAAGUGGACUCUGACAUUGAAGCGUAUUUUGCGCAAGUAUGACAUCAAUGAAAGUUUAACUGAAGGGGACAAGUCAAUCUUGAAGAUGGCAUUACAUUUUCAUCCUCACAAAGUUGAUAAGAUGGGAAGUGGAGUUCAAGACAUAAAGGUUGGGCAACACCCGAAGCAUGAGAAUGCACGUUGCUUUAUGUUGGUACGAAUAGACAGGACAGAAGAAGAUUUUUCGUACCACAAAUGUGUAAUGGGUGCUCUCGAGAUUGUAGCUCCUGAAAGGGCGAAAAGCUACGGUCAAAAUGGAUGA
Messenger RNA from Prunus armeniaca (apricot), 1587 nucleotides. The record is from the annotation of a GenBank genome assembly. Lineage: Eukaryota; Viridiplantae; Streptophyta; Magnoliopsida; Rosales; Rosaceae.